ACAUGACUACAUGACGUCAUAAGACGGCACCCGUAAGUGGAGUGACCUUCUGUGCGACCGCCACAGCGCGUUCGUGUCUCAUCGCGGAAAGGAGCUACAAAAGAAUCAUUUUAAUUGAUCGCAUAUUCAACUAGACCUGACUAUGGGCGACGUGGCGAAAGGCAAGAAGGCGUUUGUGCAGAAGUGCGCACAGUGCCACACCGUCGAGGAGGGGGGCAAGCACAAGGUGGGGCCCAACCUGUGGGGUCUGUUCGGCCGCAAGACGGGCCAGGCGGACGGAUACUCGUACACCGACGCUAACAAGAGCAAAGGAAUCGUGUGGGGUGAGGACACGUUGAUGGUUUACCUGGAGAACCCCAAGAAGUACAUCCCAGGCACCAAGAUGAUCUUCGCCGGCAUCAAGAAGAAGGGCGAGCGCCAGGACCUGAUUGCGUACCUCAAAUCGGCAACAUCAUGAAGGCGGCGUGCGCUUAUUUAACGUUUUAGUUUGUGUUUUAUUUGAUGCAGCUUUCAAGUCAUAGCCCCCCCCUCCCAACCCCCUCGCAAAAAAAAAAAAGUCACGUGUUGAGUCAUUUGUACAGAUGCUGAUGAGAGAGCGCGAGACGCACGUGGGACGACUUCUCGGUUCUGGUUGUUUGGAUUUCAAAUGAAUGUCCUGUUAUUGUAUAGCCCCCCCCUCCUCUUCUUCACUAAGGUCCCAAAAAAUUCAAAGUGAGUCGCAUUGAAUGGGAGGGAGCCCCCCCCCCCCCAAAACAAAAUGUCCGUAUGCAUGCACGCCGGCUGAAGGAAGGAGGCGGCUUUUGUUAUUUACCUGGUUUCACAGGCCCGACAGAGUCUUUUAAAUUAUUUCACCGCCACUUCACGUGACCGUCUGUCUGGCUGUCUGUCAAAUGUCGAUAAGGGGGGGCUGCAACGAAAUACUGUCUGAACAUGGAAGUCGUCAGAAUUAUGAGGCGGCCAACCGGGUGGCUGAAGGAUUAUCUAUUAAACGCAAAAAGAAAACGUCCACCAAUGAAAA
This is a messenger RNA of Hippocampus zosterae (dwarf seahorse), 1018 nucleotides long. RefSeq names its product cytochrome c. Gene Ontology annotation, molecular function: electron transfer activity; heme binding. The record is from RefSeq and is a predicted model, not a curated record. The transcript has 3 exons. NCBI's taxonomy places the organism in Eukaryota, Metazoa, Chordata, Actinopteri, Syngnathiformes, Syngnathidae. Bases 143 to 457 code for a protein of 104 amino acids. Gene Ontology annotation, cellular component: mitochondrial intermembrane space. Gene Ontology annotation, biological process: mitochondrial electron transport, cytochrome c to oxygen; mitochondrial electron transport, ubiquinol to cytochrome c.